GCGGAACACGACACAACUCUGCAGCGCUCGCGCUCGCACACGCACACACAAACACCAUGGACCGGUUAAUCCGCCUCCUGCAGGCCCUCCUCCUCCUCGCACCCCUCGCCGCAGCCCUCAAAUUCGACCUUCAUGCGGUAAACAGCCACGAAUCGGCUAAGCACGAGCGCUGCAUCCGGAACUUUGUCGCAAAAGAACAGCUUGUGGUUGUGACGGCGAUUCUGGACGGGCACCGCGGCGAUGGACAGACCGUAAAUAUGCAUAUUCGCGAUGCGAUGGGCAACGAUUACCACAAGCCCAAGGACGUCUACGGAGAGAACAGAUACGCUUUCACAUCGCACGCUGACUCUGCGUUUGACGUGUGCUUUGAGAGCAUCAUUACCGGCCCACCCCAGGGCAACCUCAACCCCACCCGCCAUGUCGAGCUUGACAUUGACAUCGGCGCCGACGCGAAGGACUGGUCCGCCAUCCAAGCCGGCGAGAAGCUCAAGCCCGUCGAAGCGGAGCUCCGUCGCAUUGAGGAGGUGGUUGGCGAGAUCGUCGCGGAGAUGGACUACCUGCGCUCGCGGGAACAGAAGCUGCGGGAUACCAACGAGAGCACCAACGACCGCGUGAAGUGGUUCGGAUACAUGACUAUGGCCAUGCUGGUCAGUUUGGGCGCGUGGCAGGUUGUGUACCUGAGGAGCUAUUUCAGGAGCAAGCAUCUUAUUUGAGUGGGGAGUGGUCUUGACUUCGGGAGAGGGAAGGAUGGGAAGAAAAUGAGGCUCGACAGGAGUGGACAAGAUGUGCGGGGAAGAUGGAUGUGUACGAACACGCUGGGCAUGGAUGGAGUACGAUGGUGUGGCCGGGCAAGGAGGCUUUUCCUGCCAUGUUUGAUUUGACGCACAGCGCGGCAUGGCGUUGGUAUGAACAAUUACAAUAUCGAUUGAUGGCGCU
Molecule: messenger RNA, 936 nt
Organism: Paraphaeosphaeria sporulosa
Lineage: Eukaryota; Fungi; Ascomycota; Dothideomycetes; Pleosporales; Didymosphaeriaceae
Product: endoplasmic reticulum vesicle protein 25 precursor
Exons: 3
Coding region: 57-713 (218 amino acids)
Biological process (GO): Golgi organization; intracellular protein transport; endoplasmic reticulum to Golgi vesicle-mediated transport
Cellular component (GO): COPII-coated ER to Golgi transport vesicle; endoplasmic reticulum; Golgi apparatus
Source: RefSeq, a predicted model, not a curated record